AUGACUAUCGCUAUCGACUUCCAAACUGUCAUCUCUUCGGCUAUCGCAGCCGCUGAGUCCUCAGUUUCAGUCAUUUUAGUUCUCUUCUAUGGCUACAUCUCAAAUAAAACUGGUCUUCUCACAAAUAAUGGCGAACGUGCCAUUUCAAAACUUUGUGUCAACCUCUUUUUACCAUGUCUUCUUCUCACAACAAUGGGAUCACACAUCUCCCUCGAAACCCUCAUCAGCUGCUGGCCUCUUGUCGCCCUCCCCAUCAUCAUGAUGUGUGCUACCUAUACUAUUGGUCUCGUCAUUGUACGACUCUUCAAUCAACCCGUCUACAUUCUCCCUGGAAUGGUUUUCAAUAACGUCACCUCCCUGCCACUUUUACUACUUGCUGCCAUCUCUCAGUCAAAAGUCCUUAACCCUCUGCUUCACCAAGAUGAGACUGUAUCCCAAGCUAUUGUCCGUGCAAAGGCUUUUGUCCUUCUCCACUCAAUCAUCCAUAACCUUGGAAGAUUUGCUUUAGGCCCAGUCAUGCUCCGCUCAACAACUUCCCAAACAAUCUCACAAAAUUCGGCCUUGGUUGGCGACGAGCGUGGAAUCGCAAAGCCCGCACUCUCGGAACGAACGUCCCUCUUUUCUGCAAAAUAUGCUGGUGACGACAGUUCCGCUGCAACCCAAGCAAACUAUGGAUCCUCAUCAGGAUCAUCAGAAGAAUCAGGAUCGUCACCUGCUACCGUUGUUGCUUCGGACCAACCAACCGCUUCCGAAGAAGAUGAAUACUUUUAUAAACGAGCAAGACAACUUUCCCGCAAAUCGAUUGAUUUCGAUGAAACCCGUACCCUUCUAAGUAGAUAUCUCCCGGAAAACGACUCAACUGUUCAGCCUUCCUCUUCACGCAGACCUUCCCGCCCAGCCUCUUCCACUACAACCCCAGUUCUUUCUGCCAUUCCUGUGGAAGAGCAACAACAGCAAGAGCAAGAGCAAGAGCAAGAGCAAGAGCAAGAGCAACAACAAUCCCAGUCUACUGUUACCUUUUCGGAACCAGUGGCUCCAGAAGACCCCACUUACGAUGCCUCGUCUUACUCAUCUUCAGAAGAAGAGGAAUCUCGCAGCUUUUAUAGCAUCUUGCCACAAUCUGUCAUCGAUAUACUGGAAAGUCUUAAGCCUGGAAAGGAUACUCGCACUUACCGAGCAUGGAAGUUUAUUUCUCAGUUCCUUAACUCGGCUGUUGUUGCUGCUAUUGCUGCCAUCAUUAUUGGUGUGACCAAGUCUUUACACUGGUUUUUUUUCCAAUAUUCUGUCAUUUCCACUUCCUUUACACCUUCCGUCACAAACAUUGGUGAGCUUUACCCGGCUCUCCAGCUUUUCGCUUUAGGAUCUAAACUUACCACUACCCCGGAAAUCCCUCCACGCAAGUCUACUAUUUUCUGGAUCUCUCUUGUGCGAUUUGCAGUUGCCCCGAUUCUUUCAAUUGCAAUUGUUGUUUCAAUGAUUCGCUUUACUUCUGCUGAGUUUUGGCCAAGAGACCGUAUGCUCAACUUUAUUCUCAUGAUUGUGCCUGUGGGCCCUCCUGCCAUUACACUUGCAGCUGUUGCUGAAAUUGCAGGUGUCUCGCGUCAGGAAGUCUCGGCUAUCUCGCGCAUGCUGUUGUACAUGUACGUAGUGACACCGCUGGUUGCUCCAACCGUAGCCAUUGCUCUGUCUAUUGCAUAUACCAUUUGA
Molecule: messenger RNA, 1707 nt
Organism: Magnusiomyces paraingens
Lineage: Eukaryota; Fungi; Ascomycota; Dipodascomycetes; Dipodascales; Dipodascaceae
Exons: 2
Coding region: 1-1707 (568 amino acids)
Biological process (GO): transmembrane transport
Cellular component (GO): membrane; endoplasmic reticulum
Source: RefSeq, a predicted model, not a curated record